AUGAUGAUGAUGAAGGUGUUGACUGUGGGCGGUCCACGGUGCAUUAGCACCACUGCCUCGGUGCAUAUGACGUUUGAGGGCCGUUUGAAGGCUGGGACCCUGACGCCGGAGCAGACCCUGGCGAAGGUCUUCGGGGGCAGGGUUCGCGGGGACCCGCCGCGGGCUACUUCUCGGAUGGAGGGUCUCGGAGAGCGAGUCAUCGCUGGGGUUAGUGUCCCCGGGAGACCCCGAGAACCGGACAACUGUUGCAUGUCUGGAUGUACGCACUGUGUCUGGGAGAUCUUCAGUGACGACGUGAAGUACUGGAGAUCCCGCCGCAGGGAGGCCGCUAAGAGGAUCUCCAGUACGCAAGAUACUUGGCCCAGGGACUGGGACCCACCCUUGCCCUUACUCGAGGCCAAGAACGUGCCCCAAGAGUUACAACAUGAGAAGGCUCUACUCGACAGCAAGAGACAGGAUGUGCCAAAGCCACAGCUGUUCCCACCACGGGAGACUGACCUCCCGGCGAGUGUCCUUGCUGCGAAGCGCCGCAACGCACUGGCCAGGGCACAAGAGAAGAAGCAACAGGCAGACACUGCCGGUCCAGACGAUAACGAAGACGAUACAGAUCCCUGGGAGGACGUCCCAGUCCAUAUCCGCGCCUUCGCAGAGUUCGAACGCAAGAAGAGACUGCAGCGGCGCCAGCAGAGAGCAGCGAGGAAGUAG
Molecule: messenger RNA, 705 nt
Organism: Huiozyma naganishii CBS 8797
Lineage: Eukaryota; Fungi; Ascomycota; Saccharomycetes; Saccharomycetales; Saccharomycetaceae
Gene: DPC25
Product: Dpc25p
Exons: 1
Coding region: 1-705 (234 amino acids)
Cellular component (GO): mitochondrion
Source: RefSeq, a predicted model, not a curated record